AUGCUUAGAUCUCACUGUAGGACACAGUCCGCAAUUUCUAUUUCUGACAUUACUCAGUACGAUGAGAAAACAGGUUGGAUUAUGGAGGAGGGUUACCAGUCAUUGAGACAAAGCACCUCGCGACAAAGAUUCUUAGUAUACAUGCUUCUUCUCGCUGAGGCAAUAAUGUCUGCAUCGCUUUCGGCACAGAUUCCGCUCCUCGUUACGGCCACCUCGUCUUCAUGCUCGGACUACAGCUCGGCUUAUCUUCGAAGUCUGCUUGAGUGCGCCUACUUUUUUGGAAGUACGUUCAGUAUCUUCUGGGGUUACGCUGCAGAUAGAGCUGGACGGAGGAUAGUCUCUCUGCUUGGUCUAACCGGAACCCUGGCUUGUUGCCUUUCCAUGGGCUUUGCAACAACUCUGCCUGGUUGGGUCGCAUUGCGAUUCCUGGCGGGAUGCAUGGGCUCAGCAGUUUUCACUUCUGCUCUUGCGAUGCUUGCCGACCUAAGUAUGCCUUCCGCGAAGGCUCUGCGAACUUUAUCACGAUUGCCUCUCAUAUCCGUGUGCGGUGGUAUUGGGCCACUUCUGCAAUCAAUCGUCAGGCAGCUUGGCGAGUAUGCACCAGCUGGGAUCUGGUCUCAGUGGCCCGCAUUGAAUGGUCAGAUUGCCUGUGCCAGUUUGAUUCUUGUCAUAUUCUUACUUGAAGUUAUCUGCUUGCGAGAGACUUUGGAUCCUCAGGCUGCAGUCAACUCGAACGGCGAAGAAGCGACUCUGCUUGGACACAAAUCCGAAGACAAUGAAGCCCUGUUGAUGGUCUCUGUUGUGGACAUUGACGAGCAAUCAUCAAUCAUUUCCAUGGAUGACUUUCUGCAAGCGCCCUCCUUUGUCACGCUCCUGGCAUCUUUCUCCAUCCUCUCCCUACACUCCUCUACAUUCGAGGUGCUGCUGCCUCACCUGGCCGACUCACCCUCCAAUGUGGGCGGCAUGGAUCUUCCUUGUGGCCUCUUGAACACGAUCAUCACCAUCGUCAAGGCAGUCGCCGCUGUCGGUGUCUUCUAUGCCUUGCCGAAAUUCUCAGCUCAAUUGGACAUUCUCUCCGUCUAUCGCAAAAUCUCAAUUGCAUUUCCUUGCAUCUAUACGUUAAUCCCAUUUUUUGCUAUGUUAGCAACUAUCUCCGGAGCACCGCCAACAUCGUGGGGCGUAUUCAGUACUUUUGCAGUUUUGGCAAAGGAACUUUUCGCAGAGAUAGCACAUGUGCUGGCCAUAUUGCUCGCUUUCUCUGCCAGUCCGAACGCAACGUCUGCUGGAACCAGUAUUGGAUUGCUCGGACUCUCGAAUCUCUUCAAAGCAUUGGCAGUCGGUGUCAGCGGAUUGAGCUAUUUCCUCUCCGAUGCAUACUCAGUCGUUGCCAUAAACGCCACUCUGUGGGCACUACUGGCCGUGUUGGCUUUUGUUGGCACAUCUAUCAACCUGAAGCUAAGAGAAGCUCCUCUAGUUGGUCAGGAUAUUCCAGCCGAGUUGUUGCGAUGGAGCAGUAUGUUUGAUGCCGAGUCCGACAGCGAGGCUGAGGUGUAG
Messenger RNA from Aureobasidium pullulans EXF-150, 1554 nucleotides. Its product is annotated as MFS general substrate transporter. The record is from RefSeq and is a predicted model, not a curated record. The transcript is spliced from 2 exons. Gene Ontology annotation, molecular function: transmembrane transporter activity. Lineage: Eukaryota; Fungi; Ascomycota; Dothideomycetes; Dothideales; Saccotheciaceae. Gene Ontology annotation, biological process: transmembrane transport. The coding region runs from base 1 to 1554 and encodes 517 amino acids.